AUGUCAGACAUACUGUGCAUUGCGAUGGGGAAUUCCCUCGUGCACUUACGGUGCAUAGGUCCAGGAAAGCUUGACGGGACAAUUGCGGAGUUACUCCAUUCUGCUUCUAUUGACAUGAAAUCCACCCUUCACUUCGGCCUCAACACGGUGGUCAACACAAUAGGAAUAUUCACCGUGCCGUUCAGUCUCCUGGUUCUCUUCUCGAUAAAUCUUUUCCACACCUUGUACUUAAGCACGUAUGAAUCUCUCCUCUCCAAACUUCCUCAAUCCAACUCUUUUGCUCAACGUGCCCUUCCAAAGUCCUUUCCCCAAACAUCUUCUCCCCCAUCAGGGCCUUGUUUAGCCACUUGCAUGAGGUUUACCUUUACGCGCCUUCUCAGUGUUGGGAUCUCUUUCUUCUCAAAGCCGUUUCAUAAAUUCCCUCUUCCCCAACUCCUGCCACUGAAAAUGGCGGAGACUGAGACUAAGCCCGUGACAAUAGGGCCAACGCAUGAGCAGGAAACCGGAAACCUCCUGGCUUGUUUGAAAAGCUAUUAUCGUAGCUCGAAGUUUACGGACAUGACAAUCAUCACCCCUGAAAAAGAACUCAGGGUCCACAAGCUGGUGCUGUGCAGCCAGUCAGGUUACUUCGCGAGGAUGUUCAACGGGGACUGGCUGGAGACAAAUACCAACACGAUCAAACUGGAGGGGGAUGACCAUCGAUUCUUGGUAACGAUGAUUGACUUCAUGUACGGCUACGAUUACGACACCACUGAUCACGGCAAUACAUCUCCAAUUAUGUUCCACAUUGCGGCAUAUCAGAUCGCCGAUAAGUACGAUGUCCCAAAGAUGAAGAAGCGCGCUAAGGAGAAGUUCGAAGGGAUUGUGGCGGUCGGUUGGGAUAUGGAUGACUUUGCGGCUGCAGUUGCAGAGGUGUAUCGAACUACUCCCAUGUGCGAGAGAGGCCUCCGUGACCCUCUUGUCCGCGUCACAAACCGGCGCUUUGGUGACCUAUUACAGAAGGAAAGUUUCGUGAAGAUGCUCGAGCAGACCCCUGGCUUUGCGGCAGAUCUGGCCAGGACAAACUACGUGGGCGGAUGCUGUAAUUGCAAAGCCGGCAUAAAUGCGGAUGGUUGGUGUUUUUGA
Messenger RNA from Aspergillus puulaauensis, 1125 nucleotides. Its product is annotated as BTB/POZ domain-containing protein. Gene Ontology annotation, molecular function: protein binding. The record is from RefSeq and is a predicted model, not a curated record. The transcript is spliced from 4 exons. Bases 1 to 1125 code for a protein of 374 amino acids. Lineage: Eukaryota; Fungi; Ascomycota; Eurotiomycetes; Eurotiales; Aspergillaceae.